AUGAAUUACUCAAAAGUAUUUGCCCGCUUCGUUUCCCGUCUAGUUUUGGCAGCAUUACUGGCCUCUGCCUUCCUGCUCCUGGCCUUCAAUGCUGACAUGCUCUACCUGUCCCGCUGGCAGAAACAUGCCAGGUAUGGUAUCGUCGACGGCAUCCAUGCACGUUUUCGGAGGGAUUUCAGUGAAGGAGUUGAGGUCAAAUAUACAAAAGAAUGGCUGCAGAAACAGUUUACCAACCCGCAGGGAAUUGCCUCCAUCUUACUCCUAAUAGGUGGAGACAUUAUCCAAAAGGCAAUUGCACAGUUGGCAUGCAACGCACCGCCAUCCGUUCCGUAUUUUACUCCCGUCAUAUUCAGCUACGGCUGGGUUUCGUAUGCUUUCAUAUCGGUAGCAAACGCAUUCGGCAGUGCCGACUACUUUCCUAAGCCGGAUUAUCCUGCCACUGUUGUCACUGUGGCAUCUGGAGACAGAAGAGAGAACCAGUCGUGGGUUAUCGGUAGGUUGCUGCGAGACCUGGAGCGAGAGAUUGACCCCACGGGCGACAUCACCAACAGAGCCACCAAAGCCGGAGAGAGGCCGCAUGCGCUGCAUAUAGCUCCUUUCAUCAUAGACCCCAAGAUAGGGGCUACAUUUGAGCACAAACGAGACCGAGUGUGGUGGUCCUUUGUGUAUUUUCUAAUUUUACAACUGUUCGUUGCUGUCUGUCCUCUGAUACCGUACCCGACGCGCAAAAGCUCUAAUCCAAACUUUUAUAUCCUCAUCAUUACCGUAAUUGGAAAUUUGUUGGCCGUCUUGACGGCAGCUGUUCAUACGUCAAAAAUACAAAAGUUUGGUAAUGGGCGUUGCGAUUCGAAAACCCCGUACAUAAUCACAAGAGGAAAUGGGCACAAUAUUGCCAUUGUCGUCUUGCCAAACUCGUUUGACAACGAAGAAAUGGAGCAUGGUCAAGCUGUACCGAAAGCUGCCUCCAGACUUCCUUACUUUGAUCGCUUGGCAGCGGCAAGCUACAGGCCAAGUAACACAAGGGCAGUUUUAACAAUGAUUUUGGCAGUUGCUUGGGUCGCAUUACUGCUCAUGAUUGGCGGUUCUACCGAGGAUUCUUGGUUUCUGUUACUCGUCGGCGCGAUUGGUAUGGUGCAUAAUGUGUACGUUGCCAGCGCAGCACGAACGUCAGAAGCCCAUGGGAUACCCUUGAAGCGACUCAGGGGACAUUGGGAGUUUUGGGGUACAAAUGUGAUUGGGACUCUACUUCGUUUGGAAAAGACCAUUCCUGGUGCUGGGUAUAUGCUUCGCCCGCUGUUUUUUACCGGCCCCGAAACCGAGCUAGAUUAUAAUGCUUGGUUCGAGACUUUUGCAUCUCCGACGGACCGGAAGACUUUGGCGGACCGGACGAGAAACAAUGGUUUGGCGGAGAGGGAAAUUCUAAAGAAGAUUAAGGAGCGAAAAGAGCGGUGGCGGAAUUUGUUUCAAGAGGAUUUUAAAUCUUCACAGGGAGAUCCGUUUAAAUGUUGGAUGAAAAUUGGGGCUGAGGCGAAAAGGCAAGAGAAGAAGGCUGAAUCAUGGGAUGGGAAAGCCGUGACCAUCACCUACCCGUUCUUGGAAAGCUUGGGAGAAAACCAGAUAAACGCGGCAUCUACGAAGGAUACUGAGGUCGACGAGGAUCCUUCUGGUAAUUCAUCAGAAGAACCAGGCAUUCACAUUCAAGGCGAUAGCCGCUCACUAGUAGGAAUGGGCGAGUCGUCUACAGCGAUUUUUGGAUCACAAUCAAGCAUUUCGAAAAGUACCCCCAAGGAAUACAUUCGGAGACCCGUAAAGCCCCUUAUUGUCAGGGUGGGAGAGACAAAAAAGAUUCACUCCAAAACAUCGGACCACGGUCAAGACGCCAAUUCGGUUUUGCCCCUUGGUAAGCGACAGGCGAAGCCGGACAGGUCCCCUCAAGAAGACAUUUACAGCAGUGACGAUCUGCUUCCCGCUGCGGAAAAACAGAAAGCUAAUGAUGAAACCCGGGGUAAAGGCCCGACGACCAGUUCAAAUUCGGUACAAGAGUUGAGCGUCGCUUGCUCCAAACGCUUUUAG
Metarhizium robertsii ARSEF 23 is the source of this 2073-nucleotide messenger RNA. RefSeq lists its product as uncharacterized. The transcript has a single exon. The record is from RefSeq and is a predicted model, not a curated record. NCBI's taxonomy places the organism in Eukaryota, Fungi, Ascomycota, Sordariomycetes, Hypocreales, Clavicipitaceae. The coding region runs from base 1 to 2073 and encodes 690 amino acids.